Actinia tenebrosa (Australian red waratah sea anemone) is the source of this 2583-nucleotide messenger RNA. Its product is annotated as hematopoietically-expressed homeobox protein HHEX homolog. Gene Ontology annotation, biological process: regulation of DNA-templated transcription. NCBI's taxonomy places the organism in Eukaryota, Metazoa, Cnidaria, Anthozoa, Actiniaria, Actiniidae. The record is from RefSeq and is a predicted model, not a curated record. Gene Ontology annotation, molecular function: DNA-binding transcription factor activity, RNA polymerase II-specific; DNA binding.
AGCCUUCACAAGCAACAUGACGUAAAGGCAUCUGUACGUAAACAUUGGAUUGAGAACUCUGCUGCUAUCGGGAAAAUCUAUUUUUAUAGUCGGUGGUUGUAAAAGUAGAUUACAGCACUUUACACGGGGCUUUACACCUCGUGAAUGCGAGCCGCGUUGAUUGGAUGAUAGACUGGUUUAAUUAGACAGCAGUGACGCGAUCUUGAUGGCUUUGAUAUGAUAUAAGCGGAGACAGUCAGUCGAGAUAACUUGUUGGAGUUUACGCUCAUUCUCAAUUGUACACCGGGCUGGUAACACUUCGAACAUGGCGUCCGAUAAUCGCGCUACAAGAUCGCCUUCAACGGCUCCAAGUAAGAGCUCUUUUUCAAUAGACAACAUUCUAAACAUUCAAAACAGCGGAACACAGGAGGCUAGAAAAUUUGACAUUUUUCCACAAGGUUUUAGCAACGUUCCACCACUAGCCGCAGUCCCAUCGCUGUUGCCUACAGCCCUAAGGCCAUCACUAAUGGACUUCAGCAUAACGCAAAUGCUUCCACCUUUGCCUUUUCAAAACCCAUUGAAUCUUGAGGAUUUCCAUAUGGCUGCCGCACACCCGUUCCCAACCUUCCCAUUCAACUUAAGCUACCCUAGACAAGGGAUCCCAAUGUCUAUGAAUCCCUUUUUGAAACGCCGCAAACGCUUCAUGAGAAAACCUAAACAGAGACCCCUGUUUGCUCAUAGCCAGAUUGAACGUCUUGAGAAGGAGUUCGGCAAAGAGAAAUAUCUAACAGAAGCAAAACGUGGCGAGCUUUCCAAAGACUUGGGAAUGACUGAAACACAGGUUAAAACUUGGUACCAAAACAGGCGAACGAAAUGGCGCAAGGAAAUCAAGGAAAAAAUGAAUCCCGAAGGAAGGAACGAAGAAAAUCGCCAGAAGGAAGAAAGAGGCAGCCAUGUUUGGGAAGAUUCCAUGUUGAACGGCUACGAAUGCAUGCCACACAGUUUAAAUACAUCAGGUUCGUUUUCUUCCAAGCUUCAAGAAAUGCGUACAUUUGUUGACUUGGAAACUAUAAAACCACGAUUUACCUUCAGUUAAACGAGUUGUGUGUGUCAUGCUUGUUCAAGGAAGCCAUGUUGCAUUGAACUUCGCUAAGCUUUCAGCGAAAGAAACAAGUCAAUCAACAAGGAAAUCCAAUUACUACAAGACGAUUUUCACUCGCUGUUUUUAUACAAGUUUAUUGUCUGGUUUUCUCGAAACGAAGAGUUCUUUUUUGAACACAGAAAAAGUACAAACCAACUAAACAUUUCAGGUUUUUAAAUCAACUUUGAACAGUAUUUCUAUCAUAGUAUUUUUGAAAUGUGUUAUUCUACCAAAACUGUCCAGCUAUCUCUAGGAACACUAUUUAAUGUCUAAAAUAGUUUUCUAUCUUUUUCUAUUCGAAAACGAACGAAAUUACGAGUUCCAAAGGUGAAUAUGUGUCACGUUUAUUGUGUUCUAAACAGGAGGUCAACUAAUUACAAUAGCUCCAUUUUACACCGAUUAGAUCUGAUUCCGGGACCAACUAAAAAACAUCGAAUUUACGACUAUAAAAGAACUUUUAAAAAUCACUACAGAAAAAUACUCUAACUCAAAUGAAUCUAUUUUGUCAUAUGGUAUGAAAUCUUCAACUAACUCACGAUUUUGAUCUUGACGUAAAUUGUUGAAGAAGGUAUUUCUUACUUACACGAAGACUUACUAAUAAGCGAAAAAAUGUACUUCUUAAACGAUUCUAAACAAGUACGAAUGUCUAUGAUUCUGAAUGUCAUAUUUUCUUUCUUUCUUAAAAUGUUUUAGCGACCACACACACUCAUCUGUCGUUUGCACUGACCUCAUCUUUCUUCUAAAUUCUUGUCAACAUACAUGGAUUCCUUCCAUUUAAACAGGGUCAGGUAUCUUAGAUGUGUUAUAAAAAAUUGUUCCUCGUUUAUAGAAAUAUUUUUAGAGCUUUCAUAGUCUUACCCCAAUGUCUUUCAGAUUUAUAUAGAGAUAUAUAGCUAACAUAUAAGUUGUUUUUACAUGUUUUCUUUAUACUUUUAUCAUAUGUAGAACUCUUACUUCAUAUAAAUAUAUAUAUACAAUCAAGUUACAUGCAAAAAAAAAUUAAAAAUUAUACUAUUUUCGAAUCUACGGUAGCACUUUAAUAUAUAUAUUACAGAUAAAUAUAUAUACUCUGUGUAUUAAUCUAUAUAUAUACUCUGAGAGAGAAGUCUUGCAAUGCUGCUCUCAAAACGUGUAUCUUAAAAAAAGUUAUGAUGAAUCUAUUUUCGAUUCUUACCUCAUAGUGACAAAUAUACGAAUAUAUAUGUUGUUAUUAUUCAAUAGAAUUCAAUGAACUUGGAAUUUUCCAAAGCUAUUUACACCAGUAAACAUUGGUUUCAGUUAUGACUUAUAUCAUUUGGUAUAUAUACAUGCUACUAUACUUUAAUUGAUAUUUAGUUCCAAGGUGUUAUAAUGAAUGAUAUUUAUCUCCAAUACUUCCAGUACAAUGCUUAAUAAAGAAACGCUAUUUUAAAUCAAUUUUUUUUAAAAUAUUAAAACAUUGAUAUGCCUACCUUUUAUAAUAA